Ectocarpus siliculosus is the source of this 972-nucleotide messenger RNA. The record is from the annotation of a GenBank genome assembly. Lineage: Eukaryota; Phaeophyceae; Ectocarpales; Ectocarpaceae.
AUGAAGCGACCGUCAUUCGGUACCGAUGGCAGCAAGAAGGCGGAAUUCUGCUCUCAGCACCGGCAGCAGGGUAUGGUCGAUGUCGUCACCAGGAAGUGCGGCCACCCAGGAUGCACCAAGCACCCAUCAUAUGGUAAAGACUGCAGCAAGAAGCCAGAGUUCUGCUCGCAGCACAGCCAGCAGGGCAUGGUCGAUGUCCACAACAUGAAGUGCUGCUAUCCAGGUUGCAUAAAGGUGGCAUCAUAUGGUACCGACGGCAGCAAGAAGGCGGAGUUAUGCUCUCAGCGCAGCCAGCAGGGCAUGGUCCCUGUCUUUGUCAAGAGGUGCGGCCAUCCGGGUUGCACGAAGCAGCCGUCAUUUGGUGUCCACGACAGCAAAAAGGCGGAGUUCUGCUUGCAGCACAGCCAGCAGGAUAUGGUCAAUGUCGUCAACAGGAGGUGCGGCCAUCCAGAUUGCGCAAAGGUGGCACGGUAUGGCACCGACGGCAGCAAGAGGCCGGGGUCCUGCUCUCAGCACAGACAGCAAGGCAUGGUCGAUAUCGUCACCAGGAGGUGCGACCAUCCAGGGUGCAUGAAGCGACCGUUUUACGGUGUCGACGGCAGCAAAAAGGCGGAGUUCUGCGCUCAGCACAAGCAGCAGGCCAUGGUUUAUGUCCGUAGCAUGAGAUGCGGCCAUCCAGGGUGCGCGACGCGACCGUCAUAUGGUCAAGACCUCGGCAAGAAGGCGGAGUUCUGCUCUCAACACGCCAAGCAAGGCAUGGUCUCUGUGCAUGGCAGCAGGUGCGGCCAUUCAGGGUGCGCGACGCGACCGUCGUAUGGUCAAGACCUCGGCAAGAAGGCCGAGUUCUGCUCGAAGCAUGCAAAGGCAGGGAUGAUCAACGUCGUCAUAAAAAGGUCGCCAGUUGUGAUCGAUUCGUCAUCACCCCUACUCCUAUCAUUGCCCGACCAGGCAUGGCUGUCGGCAUCCUCUUAA